Messenger RNA from Tribolium madens (black flour beetle), 1210 nucleotides. RefSeq lists its product as uncharacterized. Lineage: Eukaryota; Metazoa; Arthropoda; Insecta; Coleoptera; Tenebrionidae. The transcript has 2 exons. The coding region runs from base 139 to 885 and encodes 248 amino acids. The record is from RefSeq and is a predicted model, not a curated record.
AUUAGGUUGGCAGCAAUAAAACCACUGUCGCUUAUCGCCAUUAAAUGCAAGAUUUCAAUUUUUUCAUCUACCAUUCCUAAAUGUGUUAAAUUAUCUAACGUUAAGCAUUGAUAUUGCACAUUUUUCACUACGAAAAUCAUGAAUUUUGAAUCUCCAAACCCAGAUUUUACGAAAGAUGUGACCAUGGAUUCAACUCGUAAUGGACUACAAAAUAAAUUCAACGGUUUUUAUUCAAGGUCGAGACCACAGUUUCAAGAUUGCAGUCCUUUGUUGCGCACUGCGUACUCUCAUAACCCUCAAAGAAGGAGUAACUCACAGAACAGCAGUAAUAACCAAUAUAAUAAACCUGUAUACAAUAGAUUAGGACAGUGCAAUAAUUCUUACAAAAGCAGUAGCAUAAGUAAGGAUGCACAAAAGGAUGAUAAUAGUAACUCUAAAAGGAUGUAUAAUAGGAAGAGACCAAGCGACGGCGGGGUGGGUUCUAGUGGUUCAAAACGUAAAUGGAACAAGAGAACUCCAUAUUACCAAAACUCUACCAAUAACCAACAUAAUUUAGCCCAAAGUAGGAUGGACAGGAUUAGGAAUAAUAGUGUACAAGAGGACGAAAUUGUUAUUCACAAUGAGGUUUCUGGAACAACGUCAAACUUUAAUGACACUCAAGAUAUUGACGCCACUGAUAUUACUGUUGAAGUUAUCAAUUCAGCAGCCCAAGUUAGGGAUGAAGAAGAUCAAAUUCAAAAAUUUAAGAUGAUUUUGGAUCCAAAGACACAAGCGGCGAUUAAAACGAUUCAACAAAAGAGAAAAGACAAACAAGUCAUUUUUCCAUUUCCUGUUACACCAAAUGUGACAGGCAUUACUCUCCAUGAAAGGUUCACUACCUUGUAAGCACUUCAGUUUUCUGAUAUUGUAAAUUUUAAAGAAUGUUUUGCUAUUUUUUGGUUGUUUUUUUAAAGUUUGUCAUAUUGUUUCUAAUAGCCGCAUUUUUAUCAUCUUGCAUCUUCUGUUAAAAAAAAACGUAAUCUCAACUGUGUAUUGCUUAUGAAAUUUAACAUUUAAUUCGAGGAGUUACUUUUAUUUUUGGCUGUUUUUGUUUAAGCGGUUUCAUACCUAAUAAACAGUUACUUUCAUUAGAAUAUAAUUUAUUUUUAUUACUUGUUAGGUAUUCACAUUUGUUCCGGUAUUUUUUUAAAGAAAUAUAAACUUAAAGGAA